AUGAUCUAAAUUUCUUCUCCAAGGAACGACUAAGUUUCAUUGUACAUAUUUAUAAUAAUUUAGAAAAACAAUCUCAGAAAAAUCUAAGAAAAACAAAUUAAACUAUCCAUUUUAACCUAAUGACAUCAGCUCAGCCUUUGAAAUAAACUCUUUAUCUUUUGAUUAAAGCGAAUUAGAAUCUAAUAAACCAUAAAGGAAUACUCUAUAAUAAAUGAAAGUAUAAUAAUAAUAAUUCAGUUGUCAACCCAUCAAUAAUACAAAAAAAUAUUGUUAUAAUUCUGAUAUUAUAUAAUAACAGAAGAAGGAUUUAGUUUAGUAAUAUGCUAAGACAUUAAAUAGCAUAUUCUUGCAAGAUAAUAAUAAUACCACUUCCAUUAUAUUGUAGUAAUUGAUAAAUAAAAAUUUAUCUGAUGCGUAAUUUGCUAAAUAGCAGGAUAAAAAGAAAAAGAUUUAAUUUAAUGAAAAUUCACUAUAUAAAUUAUUACAAGUAUUUAUCCUACUACUAAUUGGCAUUAUGAGCCCAACUUAAAUGGUACUUGAAAACACUUCAUUUAUAAUAUAUGGAAACAUGUUUUAAAUUACUCUCUUAAUAUCUUUGAUAAUGUUACAUUUAUUUCUAAAAAGUAAAUUAAUAGCGUCUGACAAAAACAAAACAAAAAACUUUAUAAUUUAUUUAGCUUAAAAUCUCUUUUAUGAGAUAUUUAUAUUAUUGUUAUCGAUAAUCUUAUUUCUAAUCCAUAUAUUACAAUUAAAAAAGCUGGAAGUAAUAAAUAUUAUGUAAAUAAUUGCUUGCAUUAUUUGUUUAGUUAAAAAUGUUUCAUUAUCAAAUCAUUCUACACAAGCAGGAUUAAAAAUUUUAUUAGGAAAUUUUAUUUUUUUCCACCUAUUAGAAUGUUAUAAACUUAGUCUAAUAUAUCAAUAAUCUCUUAAUUUAUAGUCCUUUUUUAGAAAUUAUAUUUUGAUCUUAGUAUAAUGUAAUAGAGUUUAAGAAAGUGGAGAUAAUAUUGGUCUAGCUUUAUUGGAGAUAGUUAAAUUAAUCUUUAAUUAUGUUUUAUUCUUUUAAAUCUUCAUUUAUCUAUUAAAUUUAUGGAAUACUUAUUUUAGCAUAGAUUAUCUAUUGGUUAACAAACAUAAAUAAUACGAGAAAUUGAUGAGAGACUUAUAAAUUGAUUCAGAAAUGUCAAAUAAGAUUUUGAAAUAAAGUAAGAGUUAUGAAUUAGAGGACAUCAAGUAUUUAUCAUUGUUUGAUCAAAUUAUAUCAAAUUAAUAUUUUCUUUUAUAAUUGAGAAGACUGUUAUUUUAAUAAUCAUAAUUAUUUGAAUAAUUUUCUAAUUAAUCAAAAGAUUAACUUAUUUAAUUUAUGGAACUACAUUUAAUACAUCCAUAAUAAAUUAUUUCAUGUGAUAAUCUAAAUGAAGAGUAAUCUAUUUAUUUCUUGAUACAUGGUACAAUAGAUAUUGGAAUUUAAAAUAAUUAAAAUUUUAAUUUCGAAAAAAUUGAAGAAUUAUAAUAAGGUUAACAUUUUGGAUAAUUAACGUUUUUUACAGGUUAAAAAGAUUAUCUUUCUUACAAAAGUAAUCAUUAUGCACUUAUAUUCAAAUUAAAAAGAUAGAAUAUGUUAAAAUGUUUAGAAACUAAUCUACUUGACAAGGAGAUACUAUCAAUAAUAAUAAAUUAAGUUAUUAAUAAAUAAAAUUAUUCUUUAUUAAAAUUGUAAUGUCAAUGUUGUAAUUCAACUCAUCAUAUUUUAAGUAAUUGUCCAUAAUUACACAUGUUUGUUGAUAAAAAUGAAAUAAUAUCUACAUAUCUAUCCCCAAAAAAUUAAGAAAGACUAAAAUGUAUUAAUAUAAUUAAUUUAGAUAUAAGAUAUUAAAAUAAAAAAAAGAGUAACAUUUUAAAAUUUAAGUUGCCUAAAAGUAUUUUGACAAGAUCUGAUGCUUCAAGGAAUAUAUAAAAAAAGUAAAAUAAUAAUACAUAAAAUGGUGAAAGGAAGAGUUCAGCAUUUAAUUUUGAUAAUAACAGUAAUUAUUUUUAUUAACAUAGGUGAUAUUCCUAAGGAAUUUACAAGUGAAAAAAUAUUAGAAUAGCAAAUAUUAUAACAUUAGUUAAAUUCUAUUAACAGUGAACAUGUUAUUUAAGAAUUUUAGAAUGAUACUUAAAAGAAAAGCAAACUAUUUGUUGCUUUAGAAUAGAAUAUAGAACACAACUAAUAGAUGGAUAUUAAUAUAGGAACAUUGAAUCUAGAUUGUUAAGAUGUUUUAAUUAAUCCCUAUUAAUAUAUAAUUACAGAUAGCAAACCUUAUUUGGAUGAAUGUGAAUCAAGCAAUAUGAUUAACAACUUAAAUAGCUACAAAUCUAGGCAGAUGUCAGGAACAAAUAUGAACUCCAUGCCACACCAUUAGUUUAUAUCUUUAACUGGAUAAGUAUUAUAUAUAUUAAGUAUGUACUAGGUGACAUCUAUUUUAAACAAUGAAUUUUAUAAUUAAUUUACAAAUUUAAAUAUUGAUAAGUGGUAAAAUUACAGUUAUUUUGAUGCUGAAUAUAAUUUAUAUAACAUAGUAUAAAAGAUAUCAUAGUAGAAAAAGGAUUAAAAUUUAUUAAAGUAAACUUAAGAUUACAAUAUGAGUAUAAGGAUAGAAAAAUUGAUAAUAUAGGAUGAUGAUUGA
Molecule: messenger RNA, 2666 nt
Organism: Paramecium primaurelia
Lineage: Eukaryota; Ciliophora; Oligohymenophorea; Peniculida; Parameciidae
Source: the annotation of a GenBank genome assembly